AUGCCCGCACCAACUGCUCUUCUGAAGAAGCCAGGGGAGGCGGCGGAAGCCGAAAGCCCCGCCUCUGCGCCCCCCGUGCAAGAUGGCGACGACGUCUUGAUCGAUCCAACGACAACUGCUCCAAAGGAGGCAGCAGAAUCAGCACCGGAACCAGAUGCUGGCGAAGAAAGUGCCAUGCAAAUUGACGAGGAAGGCCGACCACUCUUUACCCCCGUGAAGGAGAUCCCCAGCGCAUACCGAGUGCAAACACGGAAAGUGCCAGUACCACCGCAUCGGAUGAGUCCACUGAAAACAUUCUGGCCAAAAAUCUAUCCUCCUCUUGUCGAGCAUCUAAAGUUACAAGUGAGAAUGAAUGUCAAGAAUCGCGCAGUCGAGUUGAGAACCUCGAAGUUUACUACAGAUCCAGGAGCUUUGCAAAAGGGAGAAGACUUUGUGAAAGCCUUUACUCUUGGCUUCGAUUGCGAGGAUGCCUUGGCCCUCCUGAGGCUUGAUGAUAUGUACAUUGAAACUUUUGAGAUAAAAGACGUCAAGACAUUGAAUGGAGAGCACCUGAGCCGAGCGAUUGGACGGAUCGCAGGCAAAGACGGGAAGACCAAGUUUGCCAUUGAGAAUGCCAGUCGGACCAGGAUCGUUCUCGCCGAUCAGAAGAUCCACAUUCUUGGUGGGUUCAAGAAUAUCCACAUUGCAAGAGAGGCCAUUGUCAGUUUGAUCUUAGGUAGCCCUCCGGGCAAAGUAUACGGCAAUCUUCGUACCGUUGCCUCUCGGAUGAAAGAACGAUUCUGA
Molecule: messenger RNA, 783 nt
Organism: Rasamsonia emersonii CBS 393.64
Lineage: Eukaryota; Fungi; Ascomycota; Eurotiomycetes; Eurotiales; Trichocomaceae
Product: Pre-rRNA-processing protein PNO1
Exons: 3
Coding region: 1-783 (260 amino acids)
Cellular component (GO): nucleolus
Molecular function (GO): RNA binding
Source: RefSeq, a predicted model, not a curated record